Marmota monax (woodchuck) is the source of this 1463-nucleotide messenger RNA. Its product is annotated as neurotrypsin-like. Gene Ontology annotation, biological process: proteolysis. NCBI's taxonomy places the organism in Eukaryota, Metazoa, Chordata, Mammalia, Rodentia, Sciuridae. Gene Ontology annotation, cellular component: membrane. The record is from RefSeq and is a predicted model, not a curated record. Gene Ontology annotation, molecular function: serine-type endopeptidase activity. The coding region runs from base 1 to 1104 and encodes 367 amino acids. The transcript has 6 exons.
AUGGAGUUGUGUGGUGGUGCCAGGUGUCCUGUGGAAAGAGUGCUAAAAGAGAGCGCGAAGCUGGCUUUUAAAGCAGUCUCGCUGUUGGAUGACCCGUUCACCCAUGAGGGUCCUGCCAGAGCAAGAACCAUGGCUUAUUUUGGAGAAGGGAAAGGGCCCAUCCACAUGGACAACGUGAGGUGCACGGGCACAGAGAGGACCUUGGCCAACUGUGUCAAGCGAGACUUCGGGAGACACAACUGUCGACAUGGCGAAGACGCAGGGGUUAUUUGUGAUUACUCUGGCACGAAGACCUCGGGCAGCAGUAGUACAGAGCCCCUCUCGGCUGUUUGUGGUCUGAGAUUGUUGCACCAUCGGCAGAAGCGCAUCAUUGGUGGAAAAAAUUCUUUAAGGGGUGGCUGGCCCUGGCAGGUUUCCCUCCGGCUGAAGUCACCCCAUGGAGGUGGCAGGCUCCUGUGCGGGGCAACGCUUCUCAGCAGCUGCUGGGUCCUGACGGCAGCUCACUGCUUCAAGAGGUAUGGCAACAGCUCCAGGAACUAUGCUGUUCGGGUUGGGGAUUAUCAUACUCUGGUGCUGGAAGAGUUUGAAGAAGAAAUUGGAGUGCAGCAAGUUGUGAUGCAUCAGCAGUACCGACCAGACAGCAGUGACCAUGACAUCGCCCUGGUCAGACUGCAAGGACCAGAGGAGCAGUGUGCCAGACUCAGCAGCCAUGUUCUGCCAGCCUGUUUGCCACUGCAGAGAGAGCGGCCACAGAAGACAGCCUCCAACUGCUACAUAACAGGCUGGGGAGACACAGGACGAGCCUAUUCAAGGACACUACAACAAGCAGCCAUCCCUGUACUUCCCAAGAGGUUUUGUGAAGAACGGUAUAAGGGUCGGUUUACAGGGAGAAUGCUCUGUGCUGGAAACCUCCAGGAACACAGACGUGUGGACAGCUGCCAGGGAGACAGCGGGGGACCACUCAUGUGCAAGAGGCCUGGAGAAAGCUGGGUUGUGUAUGGGGUGACUUCCUGGGGGUAUGGCUGUGGAGUCAAGGGCUCCCCUGGUGUUUACACCAAAGUCUCAGCCUUUGUACCUUGGAUAAAAAGCAUCACUAAACUGUGAUUCUGGAAACCUCAGAACAAAUAGUAUUAAAAGGAACUUAUGAAAAACUUUUAACCUCAACCUUUACCUGUAAACCAGAUGACAACUGUGAGGGUUUCAUGUUCCUUGAUAUUUGUUUAUAGAAAUUGUGUACCUUUGCUGAUUUUGAGACUUUGUGAAGUUUUGGUUCAGAUACCUCAGUGUUAUCUUUAGCAUUGUUACCUACCCAAAUUUUACCGAAGUAAACUUUCUCUUACCUUUUUUUGGUAGCAGGUACUUAACCCAGGGAUGCUUAACCACUGAGCCACAUCCCUAGCCCUUGAGGCUGGCCUUAAACUUGGCAUCCUCCUGCCUCAGCCUCUGUGAUUACAGACAUGUGU